Molecule: messenger RNA, 2461 nt
Organism: Argiope bruennichi
Lineage: Eukaryota; Metazoa; Arthropoda; Arachnida; Araneae; Araneidae
Gene: Arl6
Product: ADP-ribosylation factor-like protein 6
Exons: 1
Coding region: 113-682 (189 amino acids)
Biological process (GO): vesicle-mediated transport; intracellular protein transport; protein localization to cilium
Cellular component (GO): axoneme; cytoplasm
Molecular function (GO): GTPase activity; GTP binding
Source: RefSeq, a predicted model, not a curated record
UCACGUUCAUUCGGUAAACACAUAUCUUUGAAUACUGAGAAUAAGGUUGCUUUUGCUCUUAUAUUGCUUUUGAAUUUCUGUAUUUUAAGAAAUUAUAUUGUAAAAUACAGGAAUGGGGUUAUUUGAUAAGUUGGCUUACUUUCUAGGUAUUAAAAAAAGAGAAGCGAAUGUUUUAAUUGUUGGUCUUGACAACAGUGGUAAAACUACCAUAAUAAAUCAUUUCAAGCCUGAAGAGCAGAAAUAUAUGGAAAUUGUACCCACCGUGGGCUUUAAUGUCGAGCGUUUUCGGAUGAAAAAUUUGAGUUUUACUGCGUUUGAUAUGUCUGGCCAAGGUCGCUACAGAAAUCUCUGGGAGCAUUAUUAUGCUGAAGCUCAAGGUAUAAUUUUUGUGAUAGAUAGUAGUGAUGCCUUACGAAUGGUUGUUGCAAAAGAUGAACUUGAAAUGAUGCUUCAGCAUAAAGAUAUUAAAGACAGGAACAUUCCUAUCCUGUUUUUUGCCAAUAAGAUGGAUAUGAGAGAAGCUUUGUCAAGUGUUAAAGUUAGUCAAGCUUUAGGAUUAGAUCGCUUGAAAAACAAACCUUGGCAUAUAUGUGCAAGUAAUGCUCUCACUGGAGAAGGCCUUGGUGAAGGAGUAGAAUGGCUGAGUGAUCAGUUGCGCAGUAUAGUUCAGAAUAAAAACUGAAAAGUUAAGUUUGCCAAUGAAUGAUGAAAAUGUGGUGGUAUAAAUAUGACAUCCAGAGAAAUUAUCAACUUUUAUGUUUCUUGCCUAUCUAGUGAUAAUCUACAAAAGUUGCAAAAAAUUUCAAUCAGAGAAUUACUUUAAUUUAUCUUAGUAUAUGUUGAAUAUAUAUUUAGUGGAUAGGAUUACCACUAAAUAUGUAUUCAAUUUUUUUUCAAUAAAAUUAAAUUGAAAUUUUUAAUAGUUAUAUUUUAUUAAAUGUUUUCUUUGUUUUCAUAAUCCUCUUGAAUUGCUACAUUCUGAUUUUUUUGAAAUGUUUGAAUUAUUCAACGUGAAUCAAUUUAUAAAUGACACUAUGAAUCGUAUUUCUUAAGAAUAUCUUGAAUGUAAUAGUAAUUAUUUUAAUUAUGAAUACUGAAUGAAAUCUGAAAACAUAUUUUCCUUGAAGUAUGUAAUUGAAAGAUUGAUUUAGACAAUGAAAGAACUGUAUACAUACACUGUGUUCUGAUGAUGAAUAUUUUUUUCACUUAGAUUUGUUGUUAGAGUAUUCAGUGUUCCAAUUUUUAAAAAACUUUUUGCUGCUAUUACACUUUUUUUAGUGUAUUAAAUUCACUGUGAUAGUGCAUUUUUUUUUUCAGAAAUCAUUUUUCACCUUUGUAAUAUUUGUUACUUUUUUAUAUUAAUUUUGAUUUUGUUCGCAUUAUAGAUUUAUAUCUGAAACAAAGCCCCAUUAAAAAAAAUUGAAUAUAAAUUGAAUUUUUAAAAAAUAUAAAGACUAUUUGAUAUAGCUUUUACUAAUGGGGAAAUUUCAUUUACCUUUUGAUUACUCACUGGUAUGUAUUAAUAACAAAUUAUGCUAUUUUCAAAUAUAAAUCAAAAGAUGGGUUGUAAAUUAACGAAUUUUUUACUACAUUUUUAUGAAUAAUUAAAAAAUUUUUUUAAUAAAACAGAAAUAAAUAUGUACUUAAAGUUUGUUUUUCUUAUAAAAAAUAUUAUCAAAUUAUAAAUUAUCACAGUUAAAAUUCUGAGAAAGAAAUAAUUUAAUUAUAUUUCUUUACAAAGUCUUAUAUAACUUUAACUUUAUAUAAUUGUAGCAGCAUGCACAUUUUUAAAAAGCACAAAUACUAAUGCACAUCACUUAUACCUAUUAGUUUGUAUAAUGUAACCACAAAUGCUUCAAUCAGUCCUAAAAUUUUCUUUUUUUAAUAGUGUAUGCAUAUAUUUAAAUCUGCAUAAAUCAAUUUUAUCCAUGAUAAAAAAUUGUGUUAAGCUUAUGUGCUUAUAAGACUGUAAGUUUUAACAACUAUGAAAUUGCACAUUUUUAUUUAAAUAUUUCAGGUCUAGUAAAAGAUUGUUAUUUUUUAUUUUUAAUGCUAUAUUCUUGUGUUGUCUUAUUUACCCUUUUUAGACUAUACUGGGCCUGUGGCAGAGUUAGGUUUUUCGCAACCCUAACCAGUGUAAACUAUGAGUCCUUUUAAUAAACUGCUUAAUUUAGGUUCAUAUUUUAAUUUUACAUCAUGUUAAUGAUUUAUUUUAGGUUAAUUUUUUUAUUUUAAUAUCCUUGUAAAAAUGCUUAUGUUUGUAUUUAUUUAUAUUGGAUGUCUGGAAUAGUGAUAAUUCAAUAUUAGUAAUCAAAAUAUUUAAUAUACAUAAUUUACUUAAUUUUAAUCAAUUGAUUGAUAUUUUUUUCACUUAAUUUAUCAUUGUUGAAAAAUAAUGCUUAUUAAAAAAGAAGAGCUUUUAUAAUUAUUUAAAGAUAUUUAAUUGUUAUUAUAUAAGCAU